This is a messenger RNA of Cottoperca gobio, 3333 nucleotides long. RefSeq names its product zinc finger protein 91-like. The record is from RefSeq and is a predicted model, not a curated record. NCBI's taxonomy places the organism in Eukaryota, Metazoa, Chordata, Actinopteri, Perciformes, Bovichtidae. The transcript has 8 exons. Bases 75 to 3128 code for a protein of 1017 amino acids. Gene Ontology annotation, biological process: regulation of transcription by RNA polymerase II; regulation of telomere maintenance via telomere lengthening; telomere capping. Gene Ontology annotation, molecular function: DNA-binding transcription factor activity, RNA polymerase II-specific; telomeric repeat DNA binding. Gene Ontology annotation, cellular component: nucleus; shelterin complex.
UCCAUUUCCGUAUUUCUACGACUAAAGCAAACAGCCUUCUUCAUGGCUCAAAUGAUUAUGUCCAUAACGCCAAAAUGAGCAAGAUAUUAACGGACCAUGGUUUCCUUUCCCUUUCUUCUCUCCGUCUUAUCGUCCCCCCGCUGCAGCUUGUGUCUGUAGCUCUGUGGGAGAUAGUGAAGCAGGGGGCUAUGAUGUACUACGGUCUGCUGGAGGAGUUCGUUACUACAGUAUUGGAUACAGUCCCUGAACUGCUCACUUACACAGAAAGAGCCCAACUAGUUAUGGGCCUACGUGCAAAGGUGGUGCUAGAGUUGUGCCGCAACGAUGAUUUUGCCAGCCUACAGGCCAUCCAGCCUCAUCUGAGCAGAUUAAAGACCUACAUCACAAACCAAGAUAAAGAGACUUCCAGCUCUGAGGUAAAAGCAUCAGUGACAAACUUCCUGAAGCUUGUUCACACUCUAUUGGAUGAUACAUGCCAGAGGGAUAUCUUUUAUCAGAAAACCUUCCCAACAGUGUUCGGCCCUGAAUAUGACUCAGCGCUACAGGCUCUAAUGAGAAAAUUCCUCUUCAAUCUGCAGAAGCUGCUGCCUGUUCCAAAUCUUGAACAAACUUCCCUUUGGUUCAGUCUCUCCCCUUCUAUCUUGAAAGAGUGUGUGGACUUCAUGAAUCAACCGGAGCCCCUGCAUACACUCAUUCAGCAUCACAAACAGCAUGGCCACAAAGUUCCACAAGCUUCGUCUUCCUCAGGUGAUGAUUGCAUACUUUCCAGCUUGUCCUAUCACCUACCAAACGUGGACAUUGAGGAAAGAGGCGCACUAAAGGAUGAAGGAGGCGCACUAAAGGAUGAAAAAGAAAACUUUAAGGAGACAAAUUCCAAAUUGAAGAGGGAUGUCGAAAGAGAUGCACGGCAGCAUGUUGAUGAUCUGACUGAAGACCAAGGAGCCUCUGUUGAAGUCAUACUUCAACCUUCUGAUGAAAGUGAGUCUAAUGAUAAUGACGAUGUGGGCAAAAAAGGAUUCCGGCAUUUAAAAACUGCCAGUAGCACAUCCUCAAAAACCUUCAAUUGUCUUGUUUGUGGCCAAGAUUUUGAUUCUCCUAGCAAACUGAAAAAGCACCAGAUUACCCAAAGUGGUUGCUGUUCAAAAACAGUGGGUCCGUCAAAUUCUGCUGACCAAAAUAGGUUUUUGGAGAAGCUGAAUUUACAUCCUAAACCAAAGACUUGUGUUGAGAAUAAAACUUCCACAAGUGAGAACAAGCUUUCAUCUACACUCGACCCAUCAAAUCUGAAUAGUCUUGCGAACUUUGAGCAAUCUAAUGACGAUGACGCUAGACUUGUUUGUCAUGUUUGUGACAAGGUUUUCACUUACCCAAAGAGUUUUGACAGACACCAGAGGAAUUGUGUGGUUAGCAGGAAACGACAAGCGGAGACAGACACGCAAUGUUCCACAAGCCUACCUCGUCCCUCCAAAGCAAACCCUGUUGUUAAGACCAAAGACUCUUCGCCUAGUGAAACUGAAGCUGGGCUUUCAAAUGUUGUACCCCACGAAUCAACAUCUUCUGACUCGAAAAUGAAAAGAAGCAGUCGUGUCAAACAAUGCUCUGUAUGCGGGAAAACAUUUACUUGGUGUGCUGACUUGACGAGGCACAUGAGAAGCCACACUGAGCUAAAGGAUGACAAAGAAAACUUUAAGGAGACGAAUUCCAAAUUGAAGAGGGAUGUCGAAAGAGAUGCACGGCAGCAUGUUGAUGAUCUAACUGAAGACCAAGGAGCCUCUGUUGAAGUCAUACUUCAACCUUCUGAUGAAAGUGAGUCUAAUGAUAAUGACGAUGUGGGCAAAAAAGGGUUCCGGCAUUUAAAAACUGCCAGUAGCACAUCCUCAAAAACCUUCAAUUGUCUUGUUUGUGGCCAAGAUUUUGAUUCUCCUAGCAAACUGAAAAAGCACCAGAUUACCCAAAGUGGUUGCUGUUCAAAAACAGUGGGUCCGUCAAAUUCUGCUGACCAAAAUAGGUUUUUGGAGAAUCUGAAUUUACAUCCUAAACCAAAGACUUGUGUUGAGAAUAAAACUUCCACAAGUGAGAACGAGCUUUCAUCUACACGCGACCCAUCAAAUCUGAAUAGUCUUGCGAACUUUGAGCAAUCUAAUGACGAUGACGCUAGACUUGUUUGUCAUGUUUGUGACAAGGUUUUCACUUAUCCAAAGAGUUUUGACAGACACCAGAGGAAUUGUGUGGUUAGCAGGAAACGACAAGCAGAGACAGACAUGCAAUGUUCCACAAGCCUACCUCGUCCCUCCAAAGCAAACCCUGUUGUUAAGACCAAAGACUCUUCGCCUAGUGAAACUGAAGCUGGGCUUUCAAAUGUUGUACCCCACGAAUCAACAUCUUCUGACUCGAAAAUGAAAAGAAGCAGUCGUGUCAAACAAUGCUCUGUAUGCGGGAAAACAUUUACUUGGUGUGCUGACUUGACGAGGCACAUGAGAAGCCACACUGAACAGUACUCUUGUGCUCAUUGUGGGAAAGACUUUGACAGCUAUGAAGACUGCGAGUCGCACCAGGAAGAAAAAUGCAGAGUUUCAAACCAGUGUUCUCAGGACAAUUCUGCGAGCAACGCAAAUAUAAGGAAUCAGGAGAAUAUAGUUGCUUCAAGCAGUAUUACUCAGAUCCCGUCAAUUUCCAAUGCGUCUGCCAACUCGCAGGCUAAGUCACCUCUGACAUGUCAGGAAUGUGGCCAGGGUUUUACUUACAGCAAGAGUUUUGAGAAGCACAAGAGCAAAUGUUCCCAAAGAGCUCCGAAAAAAAGAAAAGAAAGGGCAAACGAAAACAAUUUUGUUAUCAAUGCUCGUCAUUUGCGAUCAGCUGAAAACACCAACGCUAAGGCAAGUUCUGAAAUUAAGGAAAGUGAAAGUGCAAAAAGUCCAACCUCCGCGGACAAUGCAGAUGGCCCCCAGACUAAAUCUCGCAGCAUCAAGUGCACCCUGUGUGAGAAUAAGUUUUCCGAAAUUGUUCUCAUGAAAAGACAUUAUUUCACGUCACAUAAAGUCAGAACUGGUUCUACAUCAGCAAAUCAAAAGCUUGUGCCAGUGCUCUGCCUGCAACAACUGUUACACAAGGCCAGCUCUACUAAAUGAUCAUCAAAAAGUGCAUACUACAAGUGUGACACCACACGUUUCAAGCUUCACAUUUCCCGCUUAUCUUAUUCUGCACCAGAGCCAACAGCAACCUAGUGUUUGUUCCAAAAAACAUACCUUAAAUGGCAUCUGUAUAAACACAGACACAUACAGAGGAAAAGCCGUUCAAGUGCGAGGACUGCGGUGUGUGUGUGUGUGUGUGUGU